GAUAAUAGUAAUACGACUAGUCAAAUGAGAUAGUCCACAAGUGUAGAUUGAAAGACAAAAAGAGAGGGUCUUUAGUACUAUGACCUGUUAAAAGUCACCACACUAUGGCCCCUUAAUAAGUGCGUUUGUCCAAAAAAUGCAUUUAAAGUGGGGCUAUGCUUUAUAAUACUUCCAAACUAAGCAAUACCCUCAAUAAAACAAAACAAACUCCUAAGGAGUAUAUGAGUAAUGAAAAGCAAUAGUAGUAAGCAAAUAAUAUGAAAGCAAAGCACAAAACCAAGACAGUUUGAAGAAGUUACCCAAAGAAUGCAGUCAACUUCAACAAGGGAGGUCACAGAAUUGUGCUUCCAUGGUUGCUGCCCAACUCCUUUCUUCACUCUAAAUGAAGCUGAUAAAUCCACUGCUGCUAAACCAAGAAAUUCUUCGGCCGAAAACCGUCGCACUUUUGCUUCCACCACCUCUUCCUCUUUGUUCCCUAACACUGAGUUUAACAACCCUGACUCCCUUCCAUCCCUGCAAGAAGCAUUUGAUCAGUUCAUCAGAACCUACCCAAACUACACCGAGACUUACCAAAUUGAUGAAAUACGUGCUCAAGAGUACUACAAUCUUUCCCUCUCUAACCAUGUAUGCCUUGAUUACAUUGGCAUUGGCCUGUUCUCUUUCUCACAGCUUCACAACCAGCUUUCUCUCACAUAUCCUUCAACAUCAUCUUCACCCCCUCCAUUGCGGCCCCACAGCUCAGACUUUCCGGUCUUCCACUUAUCGUAUAAGUCAGUAAAUCUGAAGAACCACUUGCUUGAAGGAGGAAAUGAAUCGAGAUUGGAGUCUGCAAUCAAGAAGAGGAUCAGGGAAUUCCUCAACAAUAGUGAAGAUGAUUAUUCUGUAGUUCUGACAGCAAACAGAACAUCAGCCUUCAGAUUAGUUGCAGAGUCAUACCCUUUUGGGUCUUGUAAGAAGCUCCUCACUGUCUACGAUCAUGACAGUGAGGCAGUAGAUACAAUGAUUAAUAGCUCAGAGAAGAGAGGAGCUCAAGCAAUGGCAGCUGAGUUUACAUGGCCAAGGUUAAGGAUUCACUCAUCAAAAUUGAGGAGUAUGAUUACCAGCAAGAGAAUGAUCAGCAAGAAAAGAGGGCUUUUUGUUUUCCAGCUUCAAUCAAGAGUGACAGGUGCUAGAUACUCUUACCAAUGGAUGAAAGUGGCACAAGAACAUGGAUGGCAUAUCCUUCUUGAUGCUUGUGCUGUGGGACCAAAAGACAUGGAUAGUCUGGGACUCUCUCUCUUCCAACCAGAUUUCUUAAUAUGCUCUUUCUACAAGGUUUUUGGGGAGAACCCAUCUGGAUUUGGGUGUCUCUUUGUCAAGAAAUCGGCUAUUUCGAUCCUGGAAACUUCAACUACUGCUGGAAUUGUAAGUAUUGUCUCAGCAAGGAAGUUAUUUUACCUGCCUGAAGAAUCUUCUGGCACUGAAACAGAGUUUGAACAAGAACUUGAGUUGGGCUCAUCAUCAUUCAAUUCCUUCUCUGGUCCAAUAUCCAUCCAAGCACCGACAAUGGAAAAAGGGGAGUCCUCUACGUCAGUAAGGAAUAAAGAUACUAGAGUGAAGAUCAAUGGACAAAAAAUCUCAGAAAUUGAAGUGAUAGAUGAAGCUAGUGAUAUUUUUGUUGAGCGACGAAGCACGGUAAUCAGCAGAAAAAGGAAUUCACUAGUUGAAUGUAGGUGCUUGGAUCAUAUUGAUGCAUUGGGGCUCUCACUGGUAAAUAGUAGGAGCAGGUACCUUGUCAAUUGGCUCAUUAAUGGUUUAACAAAGCUCCAGCACCCAAAUGCAGAAAGGGCAGUUCCCUUGGUAAAAAUAUAUGGGCCAAAGAUAAAGUUUGAUCGAGGACCAGCCUUGGCUUUCAAUGUGUUUGAUUGGAAAGGCGAAAAGGUUGAGCCUAUUCUAAUACAGAAACUUGCUGAUAGGAAAAGCAUAUCUUUAAGCUAUGGUUUUCUGCAUCAUAUUUGGUUUCCAGAAAAGUAUGAACAACAAAAGGCUAGUGUUCUUGAGAAGAGAAGAUGUGAAGCAAAGGAAAACCCAGGAAACAAAAAGAAAGGAAAGGAAAACCUAGGUAUAAGAGUAGUUACAGCUGCAUUCGGAUUCAUUGCCACAUUUGCAGAUGCUUACAAGCUUUGGGCUUUUGUAGCUCAGUUCUUGGAUGCAGACUUUGUGGAGAAAGAGAGAUGGCGAUACACUGCCCUUAAUCAGACAGCUGUUGAAAUCUGAACGGCGGGAAUUCUUAGUCCAAUAAUCAAUUUUCCAGAGUUUUCGGAAUCAUGAGGUCACCAAUGCUUACAGGUGAAGCAUACCGAGGUUCAUAGUGUAAUUGAAUCAAGGAUCUGUAAUCUCCUUACCUUUUUGACAGCACAUUUUAUACGAAGUAUAUGCCAUUAUUGUACAUCUCACUUCACAAUCUAGUAAAAUUCCUUUCAUUAUAUUCAUAAUAGAACAAAACGUACCUGCUGCUUCUUACA
This is a messenger RNA of Chenopodium quinoa (quinoa), 2504 nucleotides long. RefSeq names its product molybdenum cofactor sulfurase. The record is from RefSeq and is a predicted model, not a curated record. Lineage: Eukaryota; Viridiplantae; Streptophyta; Magnoliopsida; Caryophyllales; Amaranthaceae. The transcript has a single exon. The coding region runs from base 307 to 2256 and encodes 649 amino acids.